This is a messenger RNA of Anneissia japonica, 1188 nucleotides long. RefSeq names its product dnaJ homolog subfamily C member 2-like. The record is from RefSeq and is a predicted model, not a curated record. The transcript is spliced from 11 exons. Bases 157 to 1188 code for a protein of 343 amino acids. Gene Ontology annotation, cellular component: cytosol. Gene Ontology annotation, biological process: regulation of translational fidelity; 'de novo' cotranslational protein folding. Gene Ontology annotation, molecular function: Hsp70 protein binding; ribosome binding. NCBI's taxonomy places the organism in Eukaryota, Metazoa, Echinodermata, Crinoidea, Comatulida, Comatulidae.
CCAGUUACUGUUAAGAUAGAACCAGUUGGAAGAUGGUAUGAAGCAUUCUCACAGAGACGACGCAAUCGGCUUACUUUAUCACACAAUGAGUCGAUUCAGUCUAGCAGCUCGUCAGACGAGGAGGAGGAAACCAUUUUUGAUGAGGAAGAUGACACUAUGCUCAAGACGCUCAACCCAAAGGAGUGGAAGGACCAAGAUCACUAUGCAGUACUGGGACUUUCAAAGUUGAGAUACAGGGCCUCUGAAGAUGAUAUCAAGAAAGCAUAUAAACACAAGGUUUUAAAACAUCAUCCAGAUAAGAGAAAGAAAACUGGGCAUGUUGAGAAGGUCAGUGAAGAUGAUGACUAUUUUACCUGCAUUACAAAAGCUUAUGAUAUCCUUGGCAACCCAACAAAGAGAAAAUCCUAUGAUAGUAUUGAUCCCCAAUUUGAUAACGAAAUCCCAAGUGUCAACGCAAAUUCAAAAGAAAAUUUCUAUGACGUAUUCCGAGAUGUUUUCAAGAAAAAUGCCAGAUGGUCUGUCAAAGCAAGAGUUCCAGCCUUAGGUGGUGAAAAUUCUAAUUUUGAUGAAGUCAACAACUUCUACAACUUUUGGUACAAUUUUCAGUCCUGGAGAGAAUUUUCUUAUUUGGAUGAAGAGGAAAAAGAAAAGGGGGAAAACCGAGAAGAGAGAAGGUGGAUUGAGAAGCAGAAUAAAGUGGAACGUCAAAAACGAAAGAAAGAAGAAGUUGUUAGAAUAAGACAGCUUGUUGAUAAUGCAUAUGCAUGUGAUCCAAGGAUAAAGAAGUUUAAAGAAGACGAAAAAGAACGAAAGGCUGCGGAGAAGAAAGCCAAGCAAGAUGCAAUCAAAGCGGUCGAGAUUGAAAGAAAAAAGGAGAAAGAAGCAGCUAUGGAAGUUGAAAGGUUAGCCAAGGUGAAACAAGAAGCUGAAGACAAGGCCAAGGCUGAGGAAGCUAAGAAGGAGAGAGAGGCAUUAAAGAAAGCGAUGAGACACGAAAGAAAAACACUCCGAGACACAUGCAAGAAAUUCAACUAUUUUCUUAAUGAAGAUGGGGAUUUAGUGAAGAGAAUGGAAGCCGUGGAGAUGUUGUGUCAGAGGUUAAAUUUAGAAAGUUUACAAAAAUUAAAUGCUGGUAUGUCAACGGAAGAUGCUGCAAAGACUGUGUUUGAAGAUCAGGUGGGAUUAUAG